This is a messenger RNA of Diospyros lotus (date-plum), 1147 nucleotides long. RefSeq names its product CASP-like protein 5B2. Bases 397 to 861 code for a protein of 154 amino acids. The transcript has 3 exons. Gene Ontology annotation, cellular component: membrane. NCBI's taxonomy places the organism in Eukaryota, Viridiplantae, Streptophyta, Magnoliopsida, Ericales, Ebenaceae. The record is from RefSeq and is a predicted model, not a curated record.
UGCGGGCCGUCACCUGUUAUUGUAAUUAUAAUUACCCGAGGCGAGCUGAGCUCCAUUUGAAAAUUGUUAAUGCCUCCGAAUAUGCAAAUAAUUAAUCGAUCGGUUUGCGAUUAUACUAUUGUUUCGGGCUUACUUUAAGCCAACGAUUCGGUCGACAUGCUUCCGGUUGAACGUGACCAUGAAGAAUGAAUCAUCAUCUAUCUCACCUUUCUCGCGGCUGGCGUAUCCAAUCCAAGCCCUAAUGGUUGAGAUUUGAUUGUUUUGGACUGAAAAAAUGGAGGGGAUUUCGGGAGAUUUGCGUCUGUGUUGGGUUCUCAAAACUAGGGUUUGCAUUAGGAUCCUUCGAUUUUGAGGGAGAGAGGAGAGCUUCAGAGAACAGAGAGAGGAGGGGAAGAUAUGAAGGAGCUCUUGGGGAGGCCGGGGACUGUAAGCGGGCUGGUGUUGAGAAUAGGGCAGUGUUUCUUUGCUGCUUCUUCCAUUGGGGUGAUGGUCUCUGCUUUUGGCUUCUCUAGCUACACUGCCUUCUGCUAUUUGAUUGCGUCAAUGGGGCUGCAGGUAUUAUGGAGCUUUGGACUUGCAUGUCUUGAUGUCUAUGCUUUGAGGAUAAAGAGAGACCUUCAAAAUCCAGUCCUAGUGAGCUUGUUUGUUGUCGGCGACUGGGUGACUGCUACUCUAUCACUCGCAGCUGCAUGCUCAUCAGCAGGAAUUGCAGUUCUGUAUGCAAGGGACUUGGACUUCUGCAAGGAUCAAACGAAUCUCCCGUGCAGCAGAUUCCAGGUCUCUGUAGCUCUGGCUUUUAUCACCUGGCUCCUCAUUGCCAUAUCUUCUCAUGUUAUGUUUUGGAUUUUAGCCUCGGUUUGAUAAAAGUUUUGCUUUCUUCCGAUCUCAUUGCGCACAUUCUUCACUGUCCUCUGUUAUACAUCCAAUUAUUUUAGCCCCAUACAGCAAGCUUCUGGGAAAUAUCUUUUUACUUUUUUGCCUUUCAACUGCUAUAUGUAUUUACCGUCUUGGAGCAAUGGCUCUUCCAACUAAAGCAGUUGUCAUGACACUCCUUCCAGCCUCAUUUCUUUUGUGUAACUAAGCCAAUUGAGCUAAAAAGCUUUUAUAAUUUUAUAUGCUCCUGAGAUGCGGCCUCAAUUCCAGCUAA